Molecule: messenger RNA, 249 nt
Organism: Paramecium sonneborni
Lineage: Eukaryota; Ciliophora; Oligohymenophorea; Peniculida; Parameciidae
Source: the annotation of a GenBank genome assembly
AUGGGGUGCCAUAUUUAGAAACACUAAUACACAAAGGAUGACAUCAUAAUUUCAUCUCCACCUCCUACAGUUCCAUCUACUCAUGAAAUCAUAUUGAUUCCUUAUGCUCUUGAUGAAUAACAUCCAGCAUCAAGAAUGCCAGUUCAAAUUUGUUGGAAUAGCGAAGGUUAAAGAACAAAAGAAUAAUCAUCAGAAAUAUCUAACUCUCUUUCACCUAAUAUUAAUUUCAAAAAAAGAUAAGAAGAAUGA